Molecule: messenger RNA, 526 nt
Organism: Zerene cesonia (dogface butterfly)
Lineage: Eukaryota; Metazoa; Arthropoda; Insecta; Lepidoptera; Pieridae
Product: endocuticle structural glycoprotein SgAbd-5-like
Exons: 3
Coding region: 110-478 (122 amino acids)
Cellular component (GO): chitin-based extracellular matrix
Molecular function (GO): structural constituent of chitin-based larval cuticle
Source: RefSeq, a predicted model, not a curated record
CGGGUAUUUUUGGUCAUAAUAAAUAAGUCAUCUGUUUCGAUAUAAAGGUUGCGACUCAACCCAAAACGUUACAUUCUCUAAAAUAGUCAACGUAGAAAGAUCAUCUAAGAUGAAACUGCUUAUUGUUUUGUGCAUCGUGGUAGCAGCCGUGUCUGGGGCGGCGGUGCCAUCCUAUGUCCAAUACCCAUCAGAAAAUGUGCAGGUUCUGCGAUAUGACAAUGACAACAUUGGUCUUGGAAACUAUCGUUUCGCAUACGAGCAAUCUGACGGAACAAAACAAGAACAGCAAGGUGAUAUCAUCAACGAAGGUCGCGAAGACGAGUCUAUCGCUGUCAGGGGUUCUUUCUCAUGGGUAGGACCUGAUGGUAUCACGUACAAAGUGACCUACGUCGCUGACUCUAACGGCUACCAACCUGAAAUUGAAGAAGGCCCCGGAGGAGCAGUCCCCCCAGCAGUUGUCGCCUCUCUUCUUGGUUAAACAUUUGAAUGAGCUUUUCCCGCCUAGUCCACGUAUUUUAAUAAAGUU